AUGAAUAGAACUCCUCAUAUGGAUUAAUUGAUUUCCAAAAUCUAUAGAUAACGUAAAAAUGUAAGUCUAAUAUGUUAACAAAAAGUAAACUCCAAAUGAUUAUUCUAGAGAGAUGUACUCUCAUCCCAAUAGCCAUCAAACAUCUAACAAAGAUCUUUUGAAUUUGACUAGCAAAUAAAAAUUAAAUAAAUCAUGCAACUACAAUUCAAAUUUACAUCAACGACUCCAAUCCAAAGCAGGAGGAGAUAUAAAAUAAAAAUUAUUAGAUGAAAGUAAAUGUAUGUAAUUACUUUCACAGUUUUAAGAGGAUCACAUUCUAACAUCUCUACUAGUUAUUUAAUUAGUACUCUAAAAGAAAAAGUUAGCGAAAAGGUCAAUUAAAAAGUUUAAAAAUACAACACUUGUUAAGGGGCUUCAUCAUUCACACUCCCUGAUAAAGAGCUAUCCCCAAAACCUAUGUUUAAAAUUUUAGAAAACUCUCUCUUUGCUGAAUGCUAAAACCUCAAAAACCAAGUUUCACUUCAUUCCUUUCAAGAACUACUUGAUAAAAUGGAAAUAAAAGAGCAAUCCCUGAAAAUCUCAAUUUUUGCAGAUUUAAAAAAGCUUUUCAUUAUUUUAGCUCAAUCUAUUCGAAAUGAUAUUCAAACAUAAAAGAAGGAAAUUGAAUCUCUAGUUCGAUAAAAUAAUUCUUUGAAAUCACAAAUCUAAGAAAUGAAUUCUUAAUUGGAUAAAUUCAAAUCUGUUAUUGAAGACUAACAGAAAUAAAUCAAAAUAAAAAAUGAAGAAAACUUUAUUUCAAUCAUGAAUACACUUCGAUCUCAUGGAGUUGAUCCUAGAAAAAUGUUAAAAAAAUGUUAAGAUAAUGUUGAAACUUGUAAACUAAAAUAAGAUCAAUCUGAAUUCAUUGAUGAAUCUUAAAAGUAUAGCUCAGAUGAUUCUAUUCCAUUUGGUAAUUGUCAUUAAAUAUGUUAGUUGAUCCUCAAACUAUAAUAAAAAACGAAAAAAAAGUAGUGGGACUAGCUUUAAAUUUGAAUCCAUUAAAAGAUCCUAAAAAAGCUCCGAUUGGUUAUUAAGAUGAAUUUAUGGCCAAUAUUAAUGAAUUCAGCGAAAGUUGGAGGUAAUAGGCAUUAGCUGAAAAAAGAUUUUGA
Molecule: messenger RNA, 1148 nt
Organism: Paramecium octaurelia
Lineage: Eukaryota; Ciliophora; Oligohymenophorea; Peniculida; Parameciidae
Source: the annotation of a GenBank genome assembly